Ochotona princeps (American pika) is the source of this 1825-nucleotide messenger RNA. RefSeq names its product basal body orientation factor 1 (gene BBOF1). The coding region runs from base 99 to 1679 and encodes 526 amino acids. NCBI's taxonomy places the organism in Eukaryota, Metazoa, Chordata, Mammalia, Lagomorpha, Ochotonidae. The record is from RefSeq and is a predicted model, not a curated record. The transcript is spliced from 12 exons.
ACUGCCUCGGCGUCUGGUCUCCAUAGAGACGGAGCGGGGCCCUGGCCGCGGCGGCCUGAGGUAGAAAGGCAGUGCAGACCCUCGGAGGAGAAGCCACGAUGUCGUCGAAGGGGAAGGACGGGAAAAAAGCCAAAGCCAAAAGCAAGAAGGGGAAGAAGUCUGUGAAAGUAGAAGACUCCGUGGUGGAGAGAGCCAAGGCCAAUGCCUCUCUCUGGGAGGCCAGGUUGGAAGUUACUGAGCUUUCUAGGAUUGAGUACCGUGAUACCUCCAGGAAACUGGCAAAAAGUAAUGAGGAGCUAAAGAAACAGCAGUAUAGAAUGGAGAAAGACACAAUGUCUGUAUUAAGCUACCUGAAAAAACAGGACCACGAGAAAGACAAUACGAUUGAAAAAUUGAAACAGCAGUUGAUUGAAACAAAGGAAAAAGCUGAAAAGGAAAAAGAAGAAAUGGAGCACAAGUACACCAUGCAAAUACACCAGCUGGAGGGACAGUUCCAUCAGAGAAUCAGAGAAAUUGGCAUGAUUCAGACAGAGCUGAAAACAAUAAAACAGUUUCAGAAGAGAAAAGUCCAAGUGGAAAAAGAAUUAGAUGAUCUGAAGGAGAGUUUAAGGAACACAGAACGUAAGCAUCAGGAGACUCUUAGAAGACUGGAAAGCAGAUUUUUUGAAGAAAAGCAUCGGCUAGAACAAGAAGCUGAAAAGAAGGUAAUAAUGUUGGCAGAGCGAGCCCACCAUGAAGCUAUCGUGCAACUGAAUAAUGCUGGAAGAAGUGUUUUUAAAGAGAAUGUUUAUCUCCAGAAAGCUCUUGCCUACCACCAGAAGGAAGCUGAUACUCUACAAAAAAAUUCCCAGAAGUUGAAAGAGAAUCAUACUUUCCUUUUACAUCAAAAGGAGAUCAAUGACCUGUUGGUUAAGGAAAAGAUAAUGCAACUCACCCAGCAGAGGUCACAAAUUCAGACUCUUCAGAAGAAGGUGGUGAGCUUGGAGAAUGCUCUGAGUUAUAUGACCAGAGAGUUUGAGACUGAAGUUUUAAAACUGCAGCAGCAGUCCAUGGUGGAGAACCAAGCUGGCCGGGUGGAAAUGGACAAGCUGCAGCAGCUCCUUCACAUGAAGGACAAGGAGAUGAAUCGCGUGAAGAAGCUGGCCAAGAACAUACUGGAUGAAAGAACAGAAGUGGAAAGGUUCUUUCUAGAUGCUCUCCACCAGGUGAAGCAGCAGAUCCUGUUCAACAGGCAGCACUAUAGGCAGAUAGCACAAGCUGCUUUCAACUUAAAAAUGAGAGAGGCAUGUGCAGGAAGAACAGAGUAUCCCAAAAUCAGAACGUUUGAUGGCAGAGAACACAGCACCAACAGCGUGAAUCAGGAUCUUUUGGAGGCUGAAAGAUGGACAAUUACUCAAGGAAAUGUGGAUAUUGGAGAUUUGACCUGGGAGCAGAAGGAGAAAGUCUUAAGGUUGCUGUUUGCAAAAAUGAAUGGUUUUGCCCCUAGGAAAUACAGCCAGAGUUCCAGGCCUCCCGUUCCAGAGUAUGUGGCUUCUGACAGUGAAGACUCAAAGGAAUUUGGGGAUGAAAGUAAGCCUCAAGACCAAACCUUCAUCACUCAGCAAGUUCCAAUAUCAGACUGCUCUGGUGAAAUGAUGUUACCCAGUAUUCCACAAGGAUCGCAAGAGUUAACACAGUAAGGAGUCUGGAAAUUUCUGAGACCCACUGCUGAACAACACAUGGUCCCAGAGAAGCUGCUGGCAGAAUCCUUAUUCCUGAGAUGUUGAAGAAAGUUUCUUAAAGGAAAAAAUAUUGUUUUGUUCAAAAGUUACCUGUUUGCCAUAGA